Purpureocillium takamizusanense is the source of this 4039-nucleotide messenger RNA. RefSeq lists its product as uncharacterized. Gene Ontology annotation, molecular function: zinc ion binding; DNA-binding transcription factor activity, RNA polymerase II-specific; transcription cis-regulatory region binding. Gene Ontology annotation, biological process: regulation of DNA-templated transcription. The transcript has 2 exons. The coding region runs from base 534 to 3419 and encodes 961 amino acids. Lineage: Eukaryota; Fungi; Ascomycota; Sordariomycetes; Hypocreales; Ophiocordycipitaceae. Gene Ontology annotation, cellular component: nucleus. The record is from RefSeq and is a predicted model, not a curated record.
CUUUUCACAUGAUCGAAUUCAACGAAUCGGUAGACGGGGAUGAAAAAGAGCAAGUAUCGGCAGCGAUUUGUCACGAACAAGUGCCGAGGUCGGCUUACUUAAGCGUCUUCCUCUGUUUUGACUUCAAGUGACGAAGCUUGCUCCGGCUGUCGCUACGAGCUCACGACCCUCACCACCAUCUCCACCACUACCGAACCCACCGAGCUCAGCGCAGCGGCCCGACUGCAGACGUGCUCGACAGAGUGUCUUUCCGCGCGUGCGUGUGUCCACCCGUCCGUCUCUCUUCCCGUCCCCCCGCGAAAAGAAGAGGGCGAGCUCCCUCCCAGGGCCUGUGCGUGCUCCGACGAAAGACCAGCCCGCGAUCCGGCCCGCCCGAGGGAGGGGGCGGGGACGCCGAUGAGACACGGCCGCGCGCGCGCGGUGCGCCCAAGGGACCUAAAUCCACGCCUCCGCAGAGACCGCGCCCACGCCGGCGACGACGGGCGACUGCAGAGAUCGCGACGUAGGGUGGGCAAUUGACGUCGCUUGGUGACAUGGCGGCGGACGCGCAGAGGGACCCGUCGGUGGCGUCACAGGGGGCAGAGUCUGAGGACAGCAGCGGCGCUGAGAGCGCGGCGACGACGACGACCCGAGGCACGCCCGACGAAGACAACGAUCACGACCAACAACGACCGCCGCCGGCUCUGCCGCAGCAGCAGCAGCAGCAGCAGCAGCAACAACAACAACAAUCGCAGCAACCACAUCAACCACCACCCCAGCAGCAGCAGCAUGGCGAUGGCGCCGCCGAAGAGGCCAAAAAGGCGCGCGCCUGCGAGGCCUGCCGCGGCCUCAAGGUCCGGUGCGAGCCCGACCCGGGCAAUGAAGAUGGGCCGUGCAAGCGCUGCCGCAAGGCCGGCCGAAGCUGCAUCGUCACGGCCCCGACGCGCAAGCGGCAGAAGAAGACGGACAGCCGGGUGUCGGAGCUCGAGAAGAAGAUUGACGCCCUGACGGCGAGCCUGCAGGCGCGCGCCGCCGGGGGCGCCGUGGCGGCGGCCGUAGGGCCAGGAUCCUUGGGCGCCGUGGGCUCGCAGGCGCAGGCGCAGCCUUCAACGACACCAGCGCCCGAAAGAGACAGAUCCGCCGGCGAUGCGCUCACCACGAUAUGGGGCAACGGAGCCGCUGGCGGGCUGGCGCGGAGCUGGUCCACCGACUCGCAGCCGCAAGCGCAACCGCCGGGGCAACAGCAACAAUCGCGAUAUCACCCACACCGGCCCUCCGUUUUCGACGAGCCCUUGGUCACAGCAGGCCAGAAGCGGAAGGCAUCGUCCCCCUCCGACCAUCGCGAGGGCUCCAGCGAUGACACGGCCAGCGCCAAUGCCGGGAGUGGGAGCGUGAGCGGGAGCGGUACCGGCGCUUGGGCGUCCCUCGCGCCGCGGUCCACAGAAGGCGACAUCGUCGACCGUGGCCUGAUGUCCAUGGAAAAGGCAGCCGAGCUCUUUUCGCGCUACAAGGAGUCGAUGCUUCGCCACAUGCCAGCCGUCGUGUUCCCACCGCGCAUGUCCGUCACGGAGCUGCGCCGCACGAAACCAUAUCUCUUCCUCGCCGUCAUGGCGGCGGCCGCGUCCGAGAUGCACGGGCUGCAGCGCGUGCUGCACAAGGAGCUGAUGCUUCUCUUUGCCCACAAGAUCAUCGUUGCCGGCGAGAAGAACCUCGAGCUAAUCCAGGCCCUGCACGUUGCCGUCAUAUGGUACUGGCCGCCCGAGCACUUCGAGGAGCUCAAGUUCUACCAGCUCGUCCACAUGGCCGCCGUCAUGGCCCUCGACAUCGGCCUCGGCAAGAAGGCGCCGCCACGACGGAGCAUCCCGCCCUUCAGCUGGCGCGAGAACCAGUUCCGCCGCCAGCCCCAGCCCGACCCGACGAGCAUCGAGUGCCGCCGCACCUGGCUCGCCUGUCACUACCUCGCCGCCAACACCUCCAUCGCCCUACAUCGCCCAAACCUCGUCCGCUGGACGCCCUUCAUGACCGAGUGCGUCGAGGUGCUGGAGACGUCGCCCGACGCCGCGCCCACCGAUAAGUACUUCUGUCACCUCGUCUGGUCGCACCGCAAGGGCGAGGAAAUCGGCAUCCAGUUCUCCAUGGACGAGCCGGCCACCACCGUCAACAUCCUCGAUGCGAGGACCCAGUAUGCGUUGCGCGUUCUGGAACGUGACUUGGACAGGUACCGCGAUAGCGUGCCGAAAGAGAUGAUGCAGCCGACGCUCAAAAUCAGCUUCAAUCUGCUCAGCCUCUACAUGCAUGAGCUUGUUCUCCACAGCCCGACCCCGCCAGAUGGCUUCCGCCCGCCCUUCAACACCGAGGUCAUCAAGGACGGCCUGCUAGACUCGGAGUCGCUCUCGGCGGCCCACAUCAACGCCCUCUCAGCGUGCCUGGCCGCGGUCGACGGCAUCUUCGGCACCUUCCUAGCCAUGGACGUGCUCAACAUCCGCUGCCUGCCCGUCUUCACCUUUGUGCGUGUCGCCUACGCCAUCGUCAUCCUCAUGAAGAUGUACUUUUCCGCCUCGAACCCGCAGUCGGAGCUAGGCAAGGUCAUCAACAAGGACAACAUGCGCGUCGAAUUCUACCUCGACGCUCUGCUCGAAAAGUUCCGCACCACCGCCGCAGACGACAAGUGCCGCCCCGCCGCAAAGUUCCUCAUCGUCCUCGCCAUGCUCCGGAGCUGGUUCCUCAAGCAAGGCAAGGCCGAGGGUUCAGGAUCGGGCACGGCGGCCGCCGGAGCCAGCACCGCCACCCCUGCUUUAAGUAGCUGGACUGCCGGUGGUGGUGCCGGCGACGGGCCCGGUUCAUCGACGAGGACGAGCCUCACGCCCCCCGAGGCGCCACUCAUCCCGCCGCCGAGGCACGACGUGAACACGCCGCUCCAGGUCCUCUCCGAGGUCGCCAUGGGCCGCGAAGCCAACAACGCCAGCGGCGGCCCGUCCCGCACGGGCAUGAUGAACCACCUCCCCAACAUGCGCCAGACUCCACAGCCUCUCUUCCACGACACCGUUCCCGGCGUCGGGACGCCGACCAUUGCCAACGCCGGCGCCGACCAGCACUCCACCGAGCCGACCGACUCGACCGCCUCCUCAUCCAUGGGGCCGGUCGCUGGGGCACCUCAGCAGCACCAGCAGCCGCCGCUGUCAUAUCCACCGCCGUGGAUGGGCCAGCACCAACAUCAUCCGCAGCAGCACCAGCAGCAGGGGGGCCCGACACCCCUCCCGGGCCCGGAUAUGAUGGACCUCAGUGCCGGCCUGCCUCCCGGCGUCGACCUCGAGAGCCUGGGCCUCAACAUGGAUGCCCAGGAUAUGCUCUUCGAAGGGGAGGCCGCCAGGAUCUUUAAUGAGCCGUGGGUCAAUGAUGCCUUCCAGGGCCUGCCCGAUCCCAACUUUUUCCAGUUUUGACCCCGCGCUGGCGUCGUGAACCCGGUUUCUACCUUGACACUUCUCCCUCUUCUCCUCUCCCUCUCUCUCUCCGGGGACUCUACCGAGAGGACGCGACAUCCCGUCCCUCAUUAGGGGCCCCCUCUCCUCCCACGCACGCACGCACGCACGCACGCACGCCAUUGCGACUGGUGUUACGAGGGGAAUCAAUCAUCAUCGGCGUUUGUUUUUGAUAUUACCGGCGGCGCGAGGGCUGCCUGGCAGGCUGCCUGGCUGGGUAACGGGGGCUGACUGACUGACUGACUGACUGACUGACUAGAGAGGCGCGCGGGUUUCAGCGUUUUGGACUUGGGGGCUUUCUUGUUUCUGUCUCUCUCUCCUUCUUCUUCCUGUACAAUACAUCUAUGCGCGCACAUGCAAGCCGCCUUUCUCUGGGGUUUUUGUUGUUGCUGCCGCCUGUCACAUGUACCUACCUACCCAACGAAUGAUACCACUAGGAAAUCCCAUCUACGCACGCCUCGAGAAGCCCAGCCAGCUCCUUUGAACCAACGUCAUGGCAUGUCUCGUGAGGGCCGGGGUGGGUAGUCGUGCAGCCACAGCAGCGUCUCAAAUCACCACUACGUAGCACCACGACAACAAGC